Messenger RNA from Theobroma cacao (cacao), 3376 nucleotides. RefSeq names its product disease resistance protein RPS2-like. Gene Ontology annotation, molecular function: ADP binding. The record is from RefSeq and is a predicted model, not a curated record. NCBI's taxonomy places the organism in Eukaryota, Viridiplantae, Streptophyta, Magnoliopsida, Malvales, Malvaceae.
GUAGGAAACUACCCCAACAGUCCAUGCCAACCUCAAGUCAACUCUCUUGAUACCCUUAGCUCGUUCUAAUCUCUCACAACACUUCGCUAACCACAACUUACUAGUAUUCCGACGAGUUUCAGUUUGUCAAGGUAAAAGGAGAAAUAGAGCCCGCCACGCAAGUACGGUUUCCAAUAGUUGAGUCCUUCCCACCCCAGGAUCAAGUUAGUUUCCUCAUGGCUGACAACAUAUUAGCUUCUUGUCUCGCGGGAGCUGUGAGCCAAGCUGGGGCAGAUUUAACUAAUUAUGCUAAAAGCAAAGUCAGUUUAUCACAGAGUAUGGAGAAAAACUAUGAAAUGUUAAGAAAUGAAGUAGCAAGACUCCAGGCUUUGAGGGAUGAUUAUGAAAGGGAAGUCAAGAAACAUAAAAUGAAGACAACUACUAGCAGCUAUGAUGUAUGGCGACGCUGUGUUAACAAGACGCUUGAAAAUGCAAAAGAAUUAGAAGAUCGAUUUGAAGAAGAUAGAAGGCCUUCAUCUAGAUACAUUCAUGUGAAGCGAAGAUCAAAUUAUAGUGGAAAAUUGGUAAAAAUGUAUGAAGAAAUUCAAAAGCUUGUGGAAGAGGGGAAAUUUCUGGGAGGUAUUUUGGUUGAUAAACCUGUAGAUCCUGUCUUAAAGGUGCAUGCACCUGAGAUCAAAGGAUUUCCUAGCCUUCAGAGGCCGCUAGAACAGGUAUUGGAGCUGUUAAGAAAUGACAAAUUGAAAGGUAUUGGGAUUUGCGGCACGUUAGGGGUUGGGAAAACAACAAUAAUGCAAAACUUGAAUAACCAUGAUGAAGUAUCUAAAAUGUUUGAUAUUGUCAUUUGGGAAAAUGUCUCUAGUGAGAGGACCGAGGAAAAAUUGCAAGAGGAUAUCGCACGGCGACUUAAACUAAAAAUGGAAGGCGUUGUCCAUCCUGAGGACGUUGCCAGAACAAUAUCAGAAGAGUUGAAUAACAAGAAGUAUUUGCUGCUUUUGGAUGACGUCAUGGACUCAGUUGAUUUGGAAGAUAUUGGAGUCCCUGACAACAAAAAUGGCAGCAAAGUGGUAUUGACAACUGAAUUCCGUCAUGUUUGUUCGUCAAUGGCAGACAGAUUGAUUGAGGUGCACCCAUUAUCAUCAAAUGAGGCUUGGAAGAUGUUUCAGCAGAUGGUCAGUGAUGUCGUAGAUCUGCCUGAUAUUGAACCAGUUGCUCAGCUGGUAGCUAAGGAGUGUGCUCGACUCCCACUUCUGAUCAAGACAGUGGCAGGUGCUUUCAAGUUGAAAGAUAGUGUGCCAGAAUGGAGGAAAGGGCUCAAAGACUUACGGAAAUGGCCAGAAAUUGAGAUUCCAGGCUUAACUGAAUUGCAUUCAUUCUUGAAGUUCUGUUAUGAUCAACUAAAGGAUGAUCAGAAAAGGAAAUGCUUCUUGUAUGGUGCAUUGUAUCCAGCAGAGAGUAAGAUUUAUACAGAUUAUUUACUGGAGUGUUGGACUGCUGAAGGACUCGUUGGCAAUACUAAUGAGAAGAGGAGAUUUCAAGAUGCACGUGAUGAGGGUUAUGACACAUUGAAGUAUCUAACUAAUGUGUCAUUACUAGAGAAAGGUGAAAGGAUGAUUUAUGUUCAAAUGAACAAUAGUAUCCGACAGGUUGCUUUGUAUAUUUCUUCACAAGAUCCUGAUUGUAAAUUUUUGACUGGAAUGACUGAAAAUUCACCUGAUUGCUUGGAAGAAAAUGAUUGGCAACAAGCAAAGAGGAUCUCCAUGAUUGACAAAAAGUUGAGAGACUUGCCAGAAAGCCCCAACUGUAACAUGCUUUUGUCACUAUUACUACAGAGGAAUUCGAAUUUGUCAGGAAUACCCCAAUCUUUUUUUGAAAAUAUGAAGAAACUUUUGGUUUUGGACCUAUAUGGAACUGGGAUUGAAUCACUGCCAUCAUCUUUAGCAAAGUUGACAGGUCUUAAGGGGCUUUACUUAAAUAAUUGCAUCAAUGUAACGGAGUUGCCUCCCGAAAUUGGAGAACUUAAUUGUCUCGAGGUGCUUGACAUUCGAGGCUGCAGGAUAAGCUUCAUUCCAUUUCAUAUUCAAAAACUGAUUAACUUAAGGUGCUUGCGAAUCUCAUACUACAGAUCUAGCAACUUAAAUCACUGCCAAGAUAUGGACAUUGACUGUAAUGUGAUUCCAUUGCUGGCCAGACUGGAAGAAUUAAUGAUUGAUGUGGGUUCUUAUGAUCAUUGGUGCAAUGAGGUCGUAGAAGUAAUGAGGCAGGUGGCUACCUUGGAGAAUUUAACUACUCUGAGAAUCUGCUUUCCUAGAUCAGAGGUCCUCAAGACUUUUAUGCAGCACAGUCCAUCUUGGAAAGAUCGCCAACAACUGACUUCUUUUCGAUUCUUUGUUGGUUGCCAAAACAGGAAACGUCCUCAAAUUCUUGAGUGUUUUAAGUACAAAAUCAAUCGGUAUUUGGGAUAUUGCCAUGGCAAUUACAGUGAUGACUCAACAAUUUGUGAUCUGCUUGCUGAAACUGAUGCAUUGGAGUUGGUUGAACACAAAGAUAUAAAGAGUCUGACAGAUUUUGGGAAUGUUGCUAGCUUUAACAGGAUUCGUGGUUGUCUAAUUGAAAGGUGCAACAAAAUGACAACUAUUACAGAUAACAACAGGACAGAAGGUAGAGACAUCCUACCAAAUUUAGAGCAAUUGCAUUUGGUAAAUUUGCGGAGUCUGCAAACCAUUUUGGAGGGCUCCUUGUCAACCAAAAGUCUUUCCAAAUUACACACGGUGGUGGUGACGAGUUGCCCAAUGUUGACAAAAGUUUUCUCUCUCAGGGUGAUUCAACAACUCUCUGUACUCCGCAAACUAGCAAUUCAAAAGUGCGCCAAGCUGGAAGUGCUAAUUGAGAAGCCUGACAGUGCUGGACAAGUUUCACCUGCUUUUCCAAAUCUAGAGACAUUGAUAUUGAUUGAGAUGCCAAAACUAAGGACUAUAUGUGUAGAUAAGUCAUUGGCAUGGCCCUCCUUAAAAGAGCUUCAGGUCUACAUGUGCCCUGAAUUGAAAUCACUACCAUUUGACAAAGACAAUGCAGCAUAUCUGAAAUCCAUUGAAGCAGAACAAGUAUGGUGGGAGGCACUGCAUUGGCCACAGAAUGAGGUCAAAGAACAGCUUCAAUCAAUGUGCAAUCUGAGGUAAGUGCUAUUUUAUUAUUUUUGUUUUUAUCUUUUUUCUGUUGUUAUGAAUUAGAGUGAUGUAUAAUGUGUAUGUAUUGUACCAAAUAAAAAUAAUGUGUAUGUAGCAUGUACUACACGAUGUUCUGUUAUUUUUAUCUGUUUAAAAUUGUUCCGGACAGACAACUUAUAUAUCUUUGUGCAAGCAGCUCUGCCUCUUAUCCA